Molecule: messenger RNA, 1111 nt
Organism: Raphanus sativus (radish)
Lineage: Eukaryota; Viridiplantae; Streptophyta; Magnoliopsida; Brassicales; Brassicaceae
Product: protein DMP4
Exons: 2
Coding region: 171-836 (221 amino acids)
Biological process (GO): endomembrane system organization
Source: RefSeq, a predicted model, not a curated record
AUCCUUAACUUAAAGUAAACAAAGACUUUGGUUUGGUCUCAAAGGUUACUUGCAAGGCAUUAGAGCUUUUCUCUCACCUCUCUUAUAUAGCCUUUACGUACUUUGAAUCUCAUCAUUAUUCUUUCUUCCAUCAGAAAAGAUUUUCCCAAAAUCAGAGAAAAGCAUAGAGGAUGAGCAAAGGAAAAAGCGUCACAGAUAUGGAGAUCAAAGUUGUUGAAGAUCAUCAAGGAAGUGCUCAAGAAGAGAUCGAGAAGCCACUUCUAGAAGAAGACAAAGACUUUCCCGACAUAGAAAGAACAACAUGGAUACAAAAGGCAAUAGGUCAAACGUUUCAAACCACAGCUCAUUUAGCUAAUCUCUUACCAACAGGAACGGUUCUCGCGUUUCAACUCUUAUCACCAAUUUUCUCAAACGGCGGUCAAUGCGAUUUAGUUAGCAAGAUCAUGACAUCGGUUCUAGUGGCAAUAUGUGGAUUCUCAUGUUUCAUACUUAGCUUCACGGAUUCUUACAAAGACAAGAACGGUACUAUUUGCUACGGGUUUGCAACAAUCCACGGGUUUUGGAUCAUUGAUGGAUCAGCAACGCUUCCUCAAGAGUUAUCUAAAACAUAUAAACUAAGGUUUAUAGAUUUUGCUCAUGCUUUCAUGUCGUUAUUGGUGUUUGGUGCGGUGGUUUUAUUUGAUCGGAAUACGGUGAAUUGCUUUUUUCCGGCACCAUCAGCUGAAGCGUUGGAGGUUCUCACGGCGUUGCCGGUUGGCGUGGGUGUGUUUUGUAGUAUGCUGUUUGCAACAUUUCCUACAACACGCAAUGAACUUUUACAGGUGUUGGAAUCAUAGAUUUGUAUUGAAGUGCACGAGAGUGGAAGAUGCUCAAAAGAUUUUGAAUCGUCGCUGGAGAAAUAAAUGAUUCUGGUACUAGCAGAAAAAUGAAGAGCUCAAAGUUGUUUUGCUCUUCAGAGAAAUGCAUAAGGGAUGAAAUUCAAUCAAACUACUAUAUAACUAAUGUUCUUAUCCACAAAAUGUAAAUUAUUUGGUGAAUUCCUUUUGAAUUAAUUUGUGUAACCCCUUAAAGAUAAUUUUGCUUCUUUUGGGGGGAUCAAAAGAAAAAUUUG